This is a messenger RNA of Leptidea sinapis, 816 nucleotides long. RefSeq names its product metallo-beta-lactamase domain-containing protein 1. Lineage: Eukaryota; Metazoa; Arthropoda; Insecta; Lepidoptera; Pieridae. The transcript is spliced from 4 exons. Bases 165 to 800 code for a protein of 211 amino acids. The record is from RefSeq and is a predicted model, not a curated record.
UUCCAGUAUAAGCAUCAUAUUAGUCUGUGAAGUGUGAGUAUAAUAGAGAGUUCCGCCAGGCUGAGAUGUUAUAUUUUGUAUAUUGAUUUUGAUUUGCUGCUCAAACUAAUAUAAUCUCUUUAAAUUAUUCAUUAAAAUAAACUGUCAUAUAAAUUGAAAUCAUAAUGUGUGCAAUAACAAUAAUACACAAUGGAUAUUCAUUUAUGAAUAAUGGUGAAAUGUUUGCAAAUUGUACAUGCACUUUAAUAAAAGGAACACAUAAUAUAAUUAUAGAUACAAUGACUGCAUGGGAUUCUGAAGUUAUAUUAAGAGGCCUCCGAAAAGAGAAUAUCCACCCAGACCAGAUAGAUUAUGUUGUCUCUACACAUGGACAUUCAGAUCAUAUUGGAAAUAAUAAUUUAUUUCUUAAAGCAACUCACAUUGUUGGUUUCAGUAUAUCACACAAAGACAAAUUUUAUAUUCACCCCUUUGAAAAUGGAGAGGAAUAUAUAAUAAAUGAUUAUGUCAAAGUUAUUCCAACACCUGGACAUACACUUUCAGAUGUAACAGUUUUAGUAACAAGUGAAGAUCGCAAAGUCCAUGCAAUUGCAGGUGAUUUAUUUGAGAAAUCAGAGGACAUAGAGAAAGAUUCUAUAUGGAAAGAAGCAGGGAGUGAAAAUCCCGUCCUACAAAGGAAGAAUAGGUUAAUGAUUGCUAAUAUGGCAAAUUGGAUCAUACCUGGCCAUGGGCCAAUGUUUAAAGUAACACCUGAAAUAAGAGAAUCUUUAAAUAGACAAGCUUCUAUUGAUAUAAACAAAUGAGUGUAUAUUUGCUAAA